AUGCCGCCGGAUGAGGAGCGAGCCUUCUUGACGCUGGAGCACCGGUUCGUGCUCCUUGAGCAGAUCCGGGCUAGGCGAAGCCUAAAUCGCCGUGGGGCUACCUCCGGAUGCAGUGGAUCCGGAGGAGGAGGAGGGGAUGUGGGGGACGCCGGCGACGGGGAUCUGCAGGCGGAGCAGCAGGCCAUCCUUGAUUCCCUCCGAUCGGAGUCGGCUGCGGAGGAUGAGGAUGAGCCGGAGCCCUCCUACCCGCCCAUCCAGUUGGCAUCUGGCACCGUCGUCGUGGGCAUCUCCGACGACGAAGAUCUACACAGUGGCGCACUGUGCACCGCCCAUCUCAUCAUAUUCUUCUCACCACCUCCUCCUCUUUCCUCGUCUGCUCCUCAUUCUUUGAUUUGGUCCAAGCCUUGUUCUUGGGAAAGCAGAGGAAAGCAUAGCUUCCUGAAUCCUGAGACCUUCAGCUUCAAGGCCAAAAUGGGUGAGGUUGAGGAUGGGUUCACCACACUGUCUCAGUUGAACUUGUCAUCGGAUUACAGGCGCAGAGUCCGGGUGCGCGUCUCACGGAUGUGGGUGUCCUUCAACCCAAACAAUGGCACCGUGUUCGGCCUUGACAGCCUUCUCAUUGACAGCAAGGGUGGAACUAUGCAAGCCCAUGUAAAACCAAAAGAUAUAAAGCGUUUCGAAGAGAGGCUAGCUGAAGGGAAGGUCUAUGCGCUGUCAAAUUUUGUGGUUUGGCCAAGCGAGGGUAAAUAUAUGACCUGUAGGAACCCCUUCAAGAUGCACAUUGAAGCAGAUACGGUGGUCGACGAGAUCGAUGGAGAUGUCGACGCAAUACCUCUCCACUGCUUUGAUUUUGUUGACUUUGUUGAUGUUCCUUCUAGGGACCGCAAGAUUAGCUUAUUGACAGAUAUUGUUGGCCAAGUAGUCGAUGUUUGGGGCAUAGAAAGGACCCCAAAGAAAUUGCGGAUGAUAGAAUUUUGCAGCUUACGGAUUGAGGAUUUCAGUGGAAAGGAACUGUAUGUCACACUAUAUGGAAAGCUGGGUCAUGAUUUUUAUGCGGAGAUUCGCAAGAAAUGCCGACAAGACCCUGUCGCUGCCGUGUUUGCCGGGAUGCGUGUUUGCCACUACAAGGGUGGCAUCAUCCAAAAAUCCCCAUAGUACACCUCCAGUCUCAGCCAGAAAGCCCUGUUGAUCCAACUCAGGAGUUACAAAGUAGCUGGAGAACAAUCAAACAGCUGCAAAGCCUUGAUCCAUUCAAGUUAUCGGAGAAUAGCCGAUUUUUGUGCAGAGCCAUCCUGAAAGAGAUAGACUGCACCAAAGAUUGGUGUUAUCGUGGAUGCUUUCACUGCAGGAAGACGGUCAGCAGGGACGGAAGUGAAUUCUGGUGCAGCCAAUGCGAUCCGGUUAACAAGAAGCGCAAGAGGCCGGUUUUAUGGUACAAGCUAAAUGCAGUGGUGGAAGAUGACACUGGAACCAUGAACUUGGUGAUCUUUGCCGAGGAGGCGCAGCAACUGAUCGGUGUCACGGCAGAAGAACUUUUCAAAGAGAUCACCGGUGAUGGCGGGUGCACCGUGCCAGCUGCAUUCUCAUAUCUUCGCGGCUCGACCCACACCUUCCAAGUUGCCAUGGACGACUGGAGCUCAAGCUUCGUUGUGAAGUGGAUCCUGAACGACAAUGAGUUGACACUAGUGCAGCACGGUGGGUCAGUUCAGUCGACAGUGUCUAGUUGCAACUCACAACUUAUGGAGGAGAAGAUGUUGAUCCUCAAGCCAGAAACCGAACUGAAGACGGAAGAUGAGGCAGGUGCAGAAUGACUCCUUUCCCUGACUCUCAGGCUCUCGGCAGCAGCUCUUCGUUUCACAAGAAUGGAAUCUGCUACAUUGGCGGUAAUCAUGCCAAGUAUCUGUUCUUUCGCUCUGCCUUAAUUCUAAAACUUUGUAAAAAAUCCCUUAUAAGAAAUCUCAUGUAAAUAUUAUGUGGAAGUCACGUUGUUCAGAUUACUGGGAAUGCUCAUCCUUGGGCCAGCAUAUGUCAAUAUACUGGAGUAGUACAGUAGUGACUCUUGCAGACACCAUGGAUACAUUCUAUUAUUUCAAAAGGUAGGAUGAACUCGUAACCUCUGCAUCGUUGCACAUAGUUAUAUAUUAUUAAUUAUUAAAAACAGUGUUUGUCAAAUAAAUCGGCUCAUGAAAAAAGAAAGAAAAACCAUAUGUGAGUUAAUCAUAAUCCAUCAGUCGAACCUUUUGAAAAUAAUGGAAUGUAUCCAUGGUGUCUGCAGGGUUUUGAUUUUUUUUAAUAUUUCUUUUACGGAAUCUUCAAACUAUAGUCCAGAUUUUAAAUAAUAGAAUGUGAGUUACAACGAACGGAGUACCAACUGCU
Messenger RNA from Triticum aestivum (bread wheat), 2376 nucleotides. RefSeq lists its product as uncharacterized. The transcript has 11 exons. The record is from RefSeq and is a predicted model, not a curated record. Lineage: Eukaryota; Viridiplantae; Streptophyta; Magnoliopsida; Poales; Poaceae. Bases 1 to 1155 code for a protein of 384 amino acids.